Dovyalis caffra is the source of this 606-nucleotide messenger RNA. Lineage: Eukaryota; Viridiplantae; Streptophyta; Magnoliopsida; Malpighiales; Salicaceae. The record is from the annotation of a GenBank genome assembly.
AUGGGGAUCUGGGAUCACAUAACUUCAACAGCCGAUUCAGUGAAUCGGCAUGCAAUAACACCUGCAAAGAACAUAUGCUGGACCUCUUACUCUUACGGUCGUGCUGCUGUUACCACCAUCGACACCGCCAUCAGAGGCAACGCCAUCCCCAAGUUAAACCAGCAACUACAAGACAAGGAAACCCGGUCCAUGAUGGGCCAUUUGGCCACCAAUUGUGUAAAAAACGCUGCAGUUUUUGCCGCUCGCGAAAGCGUCAAAUCUGUUCCUGGUGGGGGGCCAAUUUAUGACAUCGUUUCAAAAUCAAUUGCAAAGACAGAAGAGAGAGUGAUGAAUGAUUAUAAAGAGAAGACAAACAAGUUGGAAGCUGAGCUUAAGGAAUUGAAGAAAGAAAUCAAUGAAUUGAAAAGAUUAGGUCCUCAAUACGAGGCAGAUAAUGAAAGGAGCACAGCCACAGUGGAUUGUUAUGAACAACCAAAGAUGGUGAACAAAAAACAAGGUGUAGGGGUCAGAAAUUUUAUGUAUAGACAACAACCAGACAGUGCGAUGCGGUGUUUCAUGAUGGAGGGGUUUGUUGCUGUGUUUGAUGGGGUUGAGUAUGAGAAUUAA